Podarcis lilfordi (Lilford's wall lizard) is the source of this 12871-nucleotide messenger RNA. Lineage: Eukaryota; Metazoa; Chordata; Lepidosauria; Squamata; Lacertidae. The record is from the annotation of a GenBank genome assembly.
AUGGCAGGUACGAGGAGCCGCAGGUUCAAGAUGAUCCUCCUGGGGGACUUUGGGGUGGGGAAGACCACGCUCUUUCAUCGGAUCAAGCUGGGGCGUUUCCUGGAGGGAGACCACCCGCCCGGCCAGCACAGCUACACGUGCGAGAAAACCCUGCCCCUGAAGCUCAACAGCAGGAACUGCCAGGUCCAGGUAAGGGCCUGCUUCCUGGGCAGCUCAUUUGGUUGGUGGCUUGCCUGUGGAACUCCCUGCCUCAUGAAAGGGGAAAAGGGAGAGGGAGAAGCAACAGGGUCUAUGCACCUUCGUAAGCUCACUUGGGUGCUUGGGCUUAUAGAGGGUGGGAGUUGAUGGCUUGGUCCCUCUUACGAUUCUGAGAGGGGCAGGGGCUCAAUUUCCUGGGGGCCAUAUUGCUUGCUGUGGAAGCUGAGAUUCUCCUGCAUGCUGCUCUGUGUUCCCCUCUCUCCUCAGAAAGGAGGAGGAGGAGGGCUGUUUUUGUCAUGGAGGACGGGGAUAUAGGGUCUUGUGACCCAUGUGUGUGUGGGGGGGUGAAUAAUAAAAGAACCGGCUGGGUGUGCCUAGAUUCAGAAUUUGGGGCUUAACACACUCUCCAGUGGGAGGGAGCCCCCAGCAGCAGAGUUUAAACUCACAAAUUGGACACCCUUCCAGCUUGAUAAAUGCAAUGAUUCUACGAAUUAAACCUUUUGCAUAUCCUGUUUAGUCCACUUGCAAAGCGCCCCUCUCUUUCCACCCUUCUUGCAAUGAACAGACCACACACUAUUUAGUAACUUUAAAAUGGUUUACUUACAAAACAUUCCAAAGGUCCGAUUCAUGCAUUUAUCCAAGCAGCAGCAAGGAGAACGCAGGCAGAAUCCUCUAGGGUAGAAAAUACAGAAGAUAAUUCCAAACGCAGGUUCAAAGCUUUGGAGAUGGCUUCGAUGCAUCCCACCUGGUGGGUUACAUGGUGUGGAGAAAAAGGGAGGCACAGGAAGAGAAGGCUUAACUUCUUCACUCGUCAGAGAAGAGGGGCAUGACCUAACUGCGUCUAGGAACACAGCUCUAUUGUCUUAACCCCUUCAUGUACUAACUAGUACUCAUGUAUGUUUGACUGCAAUUUUCCACAUUUAUGGCACCCAACUUUUCGAACUCCCAGCAUUGAAGUCCUGAAUAAAUCCUAGCACUGACAGGUGAAGGUCUCCUUCUGUGAUUCCUGCAUUGCAGAGUGUUGGACUAGAUGACGCUUUCAGAUCUACAGUUCUAUGAUUCUGUUUCCCACACUUCACAAGCACGCCCCAGGCCAAUUCGAAAUUCAGAAUUAGAAACAGUGAAAGCAAAUUGCUGUUACAGGAAUUGGGUGGGUGCCUGAAAACACACUUCUCAGGUGUCAAAGAUCAGGGCAGAGAGGUUUAUCUUCAGCAUUUGCUGAAAGCUGCAUAAGAAAAGUGCCAGGCACGCCAUGUGGGGAAUUCCACAACCCAUGAGCUGCCACAGAGACUCCCUUUUACGAUACGAUAAUCUUUAUUGUCAUUGUCCCAUACAGAACAACAAAAUUGAAAAAGUCUACAUCAGACAUUCAAAACCAACAAGCCUGCUAUCCCAGCUAUCCCAGCCUGGUUAGCCCCCUAAAAACUCUAAUACCCCAUAAUUAAAUACAAUAUACUCACAUAAAGACUACCUUAAGGUAAAGGGACCCCUGCCCAUUAGGUCCAGUUGUGGCCGACUCUGGGGUUGCGGCGCUCAUCUCACUUUACAGGCCGAGGGAGCCGACAUGCAGCUUCCGGGUCAUGUGGCCAGCAUGACUAAGCCGCUUCUGGCGAACCAGAGCAGCGCACGGAAACGCCGUUUACCUUCCCACUGGAUCGGUACUUAUUUAUCUACUUGCACUUUGACGUGCUUUCAAACUGCUAGGUUGGCAGGAGCAGGGACUGAGCAACGGGAGCUCACCCCGUCGCGGGGAUUCGAACAGCCGGCCUUCUGAUCGGCAAGUUCUAGGCUCUGGGGUUUAACCCACAGCGCCACCCGUGUCCCUAGACCCUACCUGACUAGGCCAUCACAAAAACCCAGAUGAAUCCCCCUCUAGGUUCCAGUCAGUCUCUCAUAAGUUUCCUGCAGCAGGGAGUUCCCCUGUUCGGCGCUCUAACCACCUGCUCUUUCGACCUGCGCAGAUUUCCCUGUGGGACACGGCUGGGGAGGAGCGCUUCCUGUCCCUGAGCAGGAGCUACUACCGGGACGCGGAUGCUGUGCUCCUCGUGUACAGCCUGCAACACCUCCUCUCCUUUGACAGCCUCUUGCACUGGCUGUACCUGGCCAGGCAAUACUGUGCAGAUGGUGAGUGAGAGGGCAAGGGGGAAAAGGAAGAGUCCCGGGGUACGGAGGGGUCGGUUGCCACUUUCCCCUCUCCGCCUCUGUGCCUGCACCUUUAUCAGCAGCCUGACACGCAGAUGCAGAAUCAUAGGGUUGCAGAGCUAGAUGGGACCCCAGGGUAUCACAGUCCGGUUCACAGGCAAUUGAAGUCCCAUCUGGGGACGUCAGGACCGGGGGCAAGAUGGCGGGGUGGGAGCAGGAACGGGAGUCUAGAAGCCAGGGGUCAGGAAGCCAAGACUCCGAGGUUCAGAGAGCCGGGAGUCAAGAAGCAGAGGGUCCGAGGGUCAGGAAGCAAGGAGUCAUGAAGUCAGGGGUCCGAGGGCCGAGAAGCAAGGAGUCACGAAGUCAGGGGUUCAAGGGUCGAGAAGCAAGGAGUCACGAAGUCAGGGGUCCGAGGGCCGAGAAGCAAGGAGUCACAAAGUCAGGGGUCUGCGGGUCGAGAAGCAAGGAGUCACGAAGUCAGGGGUUCAAGGGUCAAGAAGCAAGGAGUCACGAAGUCAGGGGUCCGAGGGUCAGGAAGCAAGGAGUCACAAAGUCAGGGGUCCGAGGGCCGAGAAGCAAGGAGUCACAAAGUCAGGGGUCCGAGGGUCAGGAAGCAAGGAGUCACGAAGUCAGGGGUCCGAGGGUCGAGAAGCAAGGAGUCAUGAAGUCAGGGGUCCGAGGGUUGAGAAGCAAGGAGUCACGAAGUCAAACGCAGCAAGGCAGGAAACGUGUUGCUGUGGCAACGAGCCGAAGGGAAAAUGCUGACCUUAUAUCCCUUCCCGGCUCUUGCCACCAGGUACUGUGAGUUACCAAUUGGAUUCACCUGUGUGGCUGCGCCUUGCCGCUCCAGAACAAACUUAGGAAGGCCCCAGUCCUGCAAAGUCCUAUUGGUCACAGGGCAACCUGAAGGCCCAAAUUUGGGAAACCCUGCCCUAGUUAAUCCCACUGACCUCCAGGAGGCAGUAUUGGCCACUCUGAGAAGCAUUGUCCUAAAUCAGGCAUAGGCAAACUCGGCCCUCCAGAUGUUUUGAGACUACAAUUCCCACCAUCCCUGACCACUAGUCCUGUUAGCUCGGGUUGAUGGGAGUUGUGGUCCGAAAACAUCUGGAGGGCUGAGUUUGCCUAUGCCUGCCCUAAAUCACGAGAGCAAGGGAAAGAAAAUUAAUAUAUAUUUUGGGGUAUAGUAUAUCACUAUAACAGUUAACAAUUACAAUCCCAUAUAUACCUAUCUAAUAUUAUCCAAACUGAUAUAUCGUUAUUUCUGAUACACUUAUAUAACUCUCGCUUUUUUAACCUACUGUGUUCCAAAUUUCGUUAUCCUUGUCCCUGCAUAGUCUAUAUCAAUAAGCAGCCUGCUCCUAGGUGGCAAGUGUAGUUGGGUAUCUUCAGCCCACUGAAUGAAUGGAGCCUUACAUUUCUCUUUCCAGUGCAGCAAUAUGACUCUUUUGGCCAUAGUGAGGGCACAGAGAAUCCAUUUAUGUUCUCCAGUUGUCAAAUUCCGUCUAGAAGGUAUGCAGUUGAAAAGAACAGUAAUCUCUGAAAAUUUCAGCUUUUUCACAGUCAUAUAAUCCACUACUUUCUCCCAAAUCUUAAUAAGUAUAAGACAUUGUAAAAACAUGAGUUUUAAAGAAGCAUUAUCCUUUUUACAUCCCCAACAAAAUGCAGUCUUAGGCAGUCCUUUUCUAUACAAACAUAGUGGAGUUCAAUAAAUUCAAAGUAUUAUUUUCUUUUGUAUAAGCCAUAAUUUAAGGUCCAUUUACUUAUGCUAUAAAAGGGACGUGGGUGGCGCUGUGGGUUAAACCACAGAGCCUAGGACUUGCCAACCAGAAGGUCAGCGGUUCGAGUCCCCGCGAUGGGGUGAGCUCCCGUUGCUCGGUCCCUGCUCCUGCCAACCUAGCAGUGCGAAAGCACACCAGGGCAAGUAGAUAAAUAGGUACCGCUCCGGCGGGAAGGUAAACAGCGUUUCUGUCCGCUGCUCUGGUUCACCAGAAGCGGUUUAGUCAUGCUGGCCACAUGACCCGGAAGCUGUACGCCGGCUCCCUCGGCCAGUAAAGCGAGAUGAGCACCGCAACCCCAGAGUCAGCCACAACUGGACCUAAUAGUCAGGGGUCCCUUUACCUUACCUAUGCUAUAGAAAUGAAAACACUCUCCCAUUGUCUCGGCAACACAGCAACCACAAGUUCUUUUUUCCAAUCAUUUCUUAACAUCUGCCUAUCAAAUUGAUAAUGAAUAUCUAUAAAAAAGUAAUUGUGGGCGGUGUUUUUUGUUGUUGAAAUGAAUUUAACCAGUAGUAUCUCAGGAGUCUCAGAAGCUGAAAACGCUGCUGGCCCAAACAAAAUUGUUAACAAAUGUUGGAGCUGCAAAUAUCCUUCCUAUCGUACAUGAACUGGCCGCCUCCUGCCCUGCCAGCGGCUCAGAGCCUUUAGCCCCAGCACCUGUUCUCAGAUCUUCCUGUUCUUUCUCCCUUGCCCCCGCCAAGCCAAUCUCUUCCUCCUGGGCAACAAGAGUGACCUGGAGAGCUGCGUCCCCGAAGAAAAGGCUGAGAAGUUUGCGGUGGAGCACGGUGCAUCCGGCAGGUUCAAAGUGUCGGCCAAGACAGGUAAGGGGGGGGGUCGCCUCGUCUUUCCGGCUGAACUGAGAGAGAGGGUGAUGCAAGUGAGGUUGGUAUAAAGAGCAGGGCAGUAAUUCCACUGACCCACCAACCACAGAAGAAGCGGGAAGGGGCUUGAAACGGGGGACGGCGGUGGACUUUCAGGGGCUGCAUUCUUUUCAGGACAACAUUGCAAGGGUCACAGGCUUGGGAACAGCAGCUGAGGCCAGGGAUAAUGAUGAUGAUGAUGAUGAUGAUAAUAAUAAUAAUAAUAAUAAUAAUAAUAAUAAUAAUAAUAAUAAUUUAUUUGUACCCCACCCAUCUGGCUGGGCUUCCCCAGCCACUCUGGACGGCUUCCAACAAAGACCAAAAAUACACUAAGAUGUCACACAUUAAAAACUUCCCUGAACAGGGCUGCCUUCAGAUGUCUUCAAAAUGUCAGGUAGUUGUUUAUCUGUCUGACAUCUGGUGGGAGGGAGUUCCACAGGGCGGGUGCCAAUACCGAGAAGGCCCUCUGCCUGGUUCCCUGUAGCUUUGCUUCUUGCAGGGAGGGAACCGCCAGAAGGCCCUCAGCACUGGACCUCAGUGUCCGGGGAGAACAAUGGGGGUGGAGACGCUCCUUCAGGUAUACUGGGCCUUUGAGGCCAUUUAGGGCUUUCAAGGUCAGCACCAACACUUUGAAUUGUGCUCGGAAACAUACUGGGAGCCAAUGCAGAUUUCUCAGGACCGGUGUUAUGUGGUCCCGGCGGCCACCCCCAGUCACCAGUCUAGCUGCCGCAUUCUGGAUUAGUUGUAGCUUCUGGGUCACCUUCAAAGGUAGCCCCACGUAGAGCGCGUUGCAGUAGUCCAAGCGGGAGAUAACUAGAGUAUGCAUCACUCUGGUGUGGGAGCUGACUGUUGGAUGAUUCAGUACAGGUAAAAGACAUUAUUUCUCCACCUGGUGCAGAGUUAAACCAUGGAACUCCCUCCCACAGGAGGAGGCAGUGAUGCCCACCAAUGUGGGCAGCUGUAAAAGAAGGUUAGAUGAAUUCGUUGAGGAGGGGGAGGAGAGGGCUACUAAUGUCUACUAGCCAGCACAGGUGCCAACUCCCUGGGUGCCCAAGCACCCACAAGAUUCCUCAUGAAGGGGCCAGGCACCAACCAAUUUUGUUGCCAGGGCCAGGCACACUGCACAGCACCCAUGGCCCUAGACACCCGUGGUUGCUGGGCCAAGUUGGCCCUCCUGCUAGCCAGGAUGGCUCUGCUUUUUCUCCGCAGUUAGCGACAGCCAUGCUUCUGAAGACUAGUUGCUGGAGGCCACAGGAGGCAAGAGUUGUUCUUGUGCUUGGAACCUGCUUGUUGGAUCUGGCCACCGUGAGGCUACUAUGCUGGACGGGCCUGAUCCAGCAGGCAAUUAUUAUUAUUAUUAUUAUUAUUAUUAUUAUUAUUAUUAUUAUUAAUUUGUACUGGGAGCCAGUGUAGGUCUUUCAAGACUGGUGUUAUGUGGUCUCAGCGGCCGCUCCCAGUCACCAGUCUAGCUGCCGCAUUCUGGAUUAAUUGCAGUUUCUGGGUCACCUUCAAAGGUAGCCCCAUGUAGAGCGUAUUGCAGUAGUCCAAGCGGGAGAUAACCAGAGCAUGCACCACUCUGGCAAGACAGUCUGCGGGCAGGGAGGGUCUCAUCCUGCGUACCAGAUGAAGCUGAUAAACAGCUGCCCUGGACACAGAAUGGACCUGCGCCUCCAUGGACAGCUGUGAGUCCAAAAUGACAACAGGCUGCGCACCUGGUCCUUCAGGGGCACAGUUGCCCCAUUCAGGACCAGGGAGUCCCCCACACCCGCCUGCCUCCUGUCCCCCCAAAACAGUACUGUCUUGUCAGGAUUCAACCUCAAUCCAUUAGCCGCCAUCCAUCCUCCAACCGUCUCCAGACACUCACACAGAACCUUCACUGCCUUCACUGGUUGUGAUUUGAAAGAGAGGUAGAGCUGGGUGUCAUCUGAUGAUGAUCUCUUCCAGUGGCUGCAUGUAGAUGUUAAAAAGCAUGUUCUUAUGGAGGGGAUAUGGCCUAGGGAGAGUCUCAGAACCCAGCUAGAGAGUCCUGGAAGUCCAAAAGAAGCGAGUACCGUGGUGAAAUUUACUUUUGCAGCUCUGCGCACUUUUGCGUCUGGCAAUUGUCUGGCUGCUUCUCUUUGACGCCUCCCAGAGCUUUCCAUUUACAGCAGCUUUCUGCUUCCACAUCUGCUGAGGCUCCCCUUCCUUCCUUCCUUCCUUCCUUCCCCAGGUUCUUUAGCUUCUUACUCUGCUGAUGGGCGGGCGUUUCCGAAGAUGCCGAGUCAGCCUCCUAAAAUCGUCACCGAGAGUCAGCAUAACUUCCCCAGGCAGCUGGCACAAAAUGACACAGAGAGCAGGCUGCGCUUGGCAUCCUCCUGAGUCCACCGUGUCUGAUCUGCUCUUUGCCGAAGUGGGCGAGGUUAGCAGGGCCCAAAUGAACAGGUUAAUUAUGGAAGCAUAGAAUUCUAGAGCUGGAAAGGACCUCCAAUGGUCAAAAGUGUUUUAAAUUUGUUGUUAGCCACCCUGAGCCCUGUUUUCUGAACCAGGAAGGGCGGGGUAUAAAUAAAAAAUUAUUAUUUAUUUUUAUUAUUAUCUAGUCCAACCCCAUGCAAUGCAGGAAUCGGAGCUAAAAAGUCCUUGACAGAUGGCCGUCCAACCUCUGCUUAAAGACCUCCAAGGAAAGAGAGUCCAUCACCUUUUGAGGGACUCUUUUCCACUGUCAAACAGCUCUUGUUACCAGAAAGCUCUUCCUGAUGUUUAAUUGGAACCCCCUUUCUUGUAGCUUGAAGUCAUUGGUUCGAAUGCUGCAAGCUUGCUCCUUCUUCCAUGUGACAACCCUUCAGAUAUUUGGAGAUGGGUAUCCUAUCUCCUCUCAGUCUCCUCUUUUCAAGGCUAAACAUACCCAGUUCCUUCAACCAUUCUUCAUCAGGCGUAGUUUCCAGAACCUUGAUCAGGCAUAGGCAAACUCAGCCCUCCAGAUGUUUUGGGACUACAACUCCCAUGGUGCCCAGCUAACAGGACCAGUGGUCAGGGAUAAUAAUAAUAAUAAUAAUAAUUUAUUUAUAUCCCGCCCUCCCCAGCCAAAGCCGGGCUCAGAGCUGCUAACAACAAUAAAAGUAACACAGUUUACAUAAAACCACAAUCAAUUAAUUGAAAUACAUUCUAAAAUCAAUUCAUUCUAAAAUCAAUUCAGAAUCAAAUUCAAAUUAAUGGCAACCAUUGGGCUAGAGUUCUGAGGAUUACCAAAGAAGGGGGUCAGACUGUGCCUUGGCCAAAGGCCUGGUGGAACAGCUUUGUCUUGCAGGCCCUGCGGAAAGAGGUCAAAUCCUGCAGGGCCCUAGUCCCUUGUGACAGCAUUCCACCAGAUCGGGGCCACGGCCGAAAAAGCCCUGGCUCUGGUUGAGGCCAGCCUAACCUCCCUGUGGCCCGGGACCUCCAAGAUGUUUUUGUCCGUGGGACAUACCAGGAGAGGCGGUCCAGUAGGUACGAGGGUCCUAGGCCGUACAGGGCUUUAAAGGUCAAAACCAGCACCUUAAACCUGAUCCUGUAGUCCACCGGGAGCCAGUGCAGCUGGUAAAGCACCGGGUGAAUGUGAUCCUGCAGCAAGGACCCCGUAAGGAGUCUCACCGCGGCAUUCUGCACCCGCUGGAGUUUCUGGGUCAGUCCUAAGGGCAGCCCCACAUAGAGUAAGUUACAAUAAUCCAGUCUGGAGGUGACCAUCGCAUGGAUCAUAGUGGCUAGGAUGAUGGGAAUUGUAGUCCCAAAACAUCUGGAGGGCCGUGUUUGCCUAUGCCUGAGCUUGAUCACCUCAUUCGCCCUCCUCUGCACACUUGUCAACAUCCUUCGUAAAUUGUGGUGCCCGGAACUGAACACAGGACUCCAGGUGUUUGUCCGGCCAAGGCAGAACAGAGCGGAAGUACGGUAUUACUUACCUUGAUCUGGGCACCAGAUUUCUGCUGACGCAGCCUAAAGCAGCAUUAGCUUAUUUUGCUGUGGCAUCACACUGCUGCCUCUUAUCCUCCGGGCUCCUUCCCCUGCCCCAAGCAUGCAAUUAGGCAGAAGCCUGCCGGUUGCUCAACCUUUCUUUAAAUAGUAUUUAUUAGCUUGUGCCAGUCUUGCGUGAAGCUGUGGGGUUUGCAGCAGGUUGGGAAGGUGCUAAUUAUUUGCCCAGCCGCCAAGCAAGGUCACAAAGGGCCUUCAAGCCAAUCUGACAGGCGGAGGAAGGUAGGGGUGGAGUGAUGGUUUGCAGGCGCGCCAGCCAGACUUUUCUGGAGGAAUGUGCAUCUCUCAGGGGGUUGAGAUAAUGAAUGGGUGCGCAGCAGCAGGUUCUAUUUCUGGACCAGCAAGCACCAGCAGAGAAGGGCGUUUUGCUAAUAUUAAGUAAUACAGCAGUCUGCUUUCCUGGCACAGAACAUUGGGAGGGGCAGAGACCGGUCUGUGCCAACAACGCUGCUAUUAUUGUGGCACACCAGUCCAUCCAAGAGCCUCCCUCCCACCUCACCUUCAUCCACAGCCUCGGUGCCUUUUGUUUUUUUAUAUAUACAUUUUUAUUAAUUUUUUAACAUAUCAUUUCCACCAGUCAUUUAACAUACAUUUUUAUCUUAUACAAUUUUUUUAGACUCCCGUCAGCUACCUCUGAAGAUUUUCCAUACUUUAUCACUUAAUCUGCAUUUCUUAAUUUCUCUGUUACUUUUAAUUAUCCUUAACCAAUAUUCUCUUCAUAAUCUUCCUUGCAAUAUUUCGCAUAAUCCACCUUACAAAACUUCUUGCAGUCCUACUAGCGUAAUCUGUUUAUUACAAUUGCUUUGCAAAUAGUUCAAAUAUUUACUCCAGUCCUCUAAGAAUCUUUGGUCCCGCAGGUUUCAAAUCCUUCCUGUCAAAUUUGUCUAAUUCUGCAUAGUCCAUUCAUUUCAUUUACCACUCUUCUUUCGUCAGUAAUUCUUGUUUCCAUUUUUGUGCCAAUAAUAUUCUUGCUACCAGCCUCGGUGCCUUUUGAAUCCCCUGGGAAGUGUUUAGCAUUGCAGGACCCUGCCUUCUGAUUAGUAAUGUUAGUAUUCAUAGCCCGCUUUUCUCUCAAUUUGGGAUUCCAGGCAGUUUCCAACGUUUUAAAAACAGCCAUAUGAAAAUUUAAAAGCAAUGAAAACAGACUAGAUGAAUGCUGAAAGCAUACCAGAACAACUUCCAAACCAGCAACUAAAAUCCAGUUUGCCCUUUGUUGCCAAAGCCUGUCUGAACAUGAAGGUUGUGGAAGAAUAAGGGAUGCGGGUGGUGCUGUGGUCUAAACCACAGAGCCUAGGGUGUGCUGAUCAGAAGGUUGGUGGUUGGAAUCAUCACGACGGGGUGAGCUCCCGUUGCUCGGUCCCAGCUCCUGUCAACAUAGCAGUUCGAAAGCAUGUCAAGUGCAAGUAGAUAAAUAGGUACUGCUCUGGUGGGAAGGUAAACAGUGUGCACUGCUCUGGUUUUGCCAGAAGCGGCUUAGUCAUGCUGGCCACAAUACCCGGAAAAACUGUCUACGGACAAACGCCGGGUCCCUUGGCCAGUAAAGCGAGAUGAGCGCCACAACCCCAGAGUCGACUGCGACUGGACUUAACUGUCAGGGGUCCUUUACCUUUACCUUGCAGCCCACUAAGUGUUCCUAGGAUUGCAACUUAGAUUGACAGCGGUAUGCAGCAGAGCAAAGGCACGAAGGCCAGGCAUGUCCUGCCUUAGCAAAGGGGUGGCUGGGAAAGUGGCGGUUUCACUGGGCCAAUUGGCGUGCCUUUUCGGAGGAUACCAGCUUAUUUAUUUAUUUGUCGCAUUCCCACCCCACCUUUUUUUCUCUCCAAAGAACUCAAGGUGGCGUCCAUGGUUCUUCCCCUCCUUAUUUAAUCCCCACAACAACAACCCUGUGAGGUGGGUUAAGCCGAGAGAAAGCAGAGACUGGCCCAGACCCCAUGACCUUCCUUCAUGUCUGAGUGGAGAUUUGAACCCUGUCCAACACUCUCGUCUAACCACUACAAUAUACUGGCUCUCCAAAUUUUUGGCACUUGUGUGCCUGCCAUGGGCCUGGGCUCCUUUGGGAUAUACCUGUAAUAAUCAGAAUACGUGCAAACAGGAGACUUGCCUGCCCACUGCCUGGCCUUCUUCCUCUCUCACUCUCCCUCUUCCUCCUCCAACCUGGCCCAGACUUCCUUCUCUCCUCCUCACUUCCAGGUGAGAAUGUGGAGCGCAGCCUGCAGGAGAUGCUGGAGAGGCUGUUCCUCAGGAACGAAUUCCAGCACAGCAGCCUCCAUCUCCCGCUGCAAGAUGCAGGCUACGGCCAAUGUGGAUGCUGAGCUUGGGAGAGCUUCCUGCCACAGCAUUUUAGAGGAUGCUCCAGGUAGCCUUUGGUCUCAGGUAGCCUUUCUCCGUGCGUUUGCCGCAUAUCGGAUCGGGACAUUUGCCACUUCCUCAGAGAUGGCUGUGCUAUAGCAGGCGCCUGUGUCUGACCUGAAGAGUCUCUGUAGCAUAUUCUGCUGUGGCGCUGGUACCCUUGGCUGGAAGUCAUCUUGGUGGGCCAAUGAGAGCCUCCCUCGCUUCACCUCCAUCAAUGCUUCUCUUUGGAGACCUGUGGGCCAUUUCUUGCAGGGUGCCCAGCUGACGAACUGACCCCACUGUGGACACGCAACCAACUUUUGGGAACUGCGGCUUCUGAGCUAAUAUGGGAUCGGGGGGUUGUAUGUGUGAGGGUGCAACCUUUGGCCUUUUCCCACGUCCUGUCGGUGUUCCAAGCAAGGUAGUACAUCAUCCUUGCUAUCCUCCUCCCAUUCCACACUUUCUCUUCUUAAGAAGAGUCUGCAAGAUCAGGCCAAAUGGGGACCAGCUAGUCCAAUAACCUGUUCUCACAGUGGCCGACCAAAUGCCCAUUAUGGGAAGCCAGCAAGCAAAACCUGAGCACAAGGAUAUAAAUAAUAAAUUAUUAUUAUUAUUGUUAUUAUUAUUAUUAUGGCCCUCUCCCCUCUUGUGGUUUCUAGCAACUGGGAUUCAGAAGCAUGGCAGUGUCCAGCUAUUCCAUAACAAGAAUAAUACCGUAUUUUUCGCUCUAUUAGGCACACUUUUUCCCUCCUAAAAAGUAAGGGGAAAUGUGUGUGUGUGUCUUAUGGAGCGAAUGCAGGCUGCGCAGCUAUCGCUGGGAUUUAGAUUUUUUUUUCUUGUUUUCCUCCUCCGAAAACUAGGUGCGCUUUAUGGUCUGGUGUGUCUUAUAGAGCGAAAAAUACGGUAAAUAGCAGAUUUUUGUCCUUCCCAUCACUUGAGAGACAUGUCACUUCUGAGAUGCCCUUUCUUCCUAUGAAAGGGGCUGACACAAAUUCUGCUGAGGUUGUUGCUAUCAAAUUUAAGCUAGCAUCAUCAAUGAAUGCAAUGUUCUGCAGACUUCAGCUUGUGCAAUGGGACAUCCCCCUCAAAAUUGACUCUGGGGGAGUCAGUAUAAGCCCUGGAACAGCACGCACAGGGAUGGCUCUGUCUGGUGAGCUGAAAUGCUUGUGGAGGCAGAACGUUGAUCACAGCGUGACAUUGAAUCCCACCCUUUAAACCUGCAUUUCUGGCAUGUUGGAGACAGCAGAAUACUUAAGCAAUGACUUUGUGCUCCGUUUGAGGUAUGCAACAAUGACCUUCUGAGGAAGGAGGUACUUUGCAAUAGUAUGGCAUUAAGAGAGACAUUUUCCUCUUUUGUGGCCAGAGGAUGACUCAGCAGUCUCACUGAAAAUCCAAGUAAACAUGCUUAAAAUUAUUCUGGGAGGCCCCUAAUUGUCUUUGAUUUGCUACUUCUUAAAAGGCAAGGGCUCUGUGCCUUCGUGGCUGCCUGAUGACGGGGAGAAAUCAACAGCUGGAGAAAUCUCUCGGCUUGGAGAUAUCAGCUCUGAGGCAACAGCUUCCUCUGAUUUCUGCCUGCAAUGA